This is a messenger RNA of Gekko japonicus, 750 nucleotides long. RefSeq names its product SUB1 homolog, transcriptional regulator (gene SUB1). Gene Ontology annotation, biological process: positive regulation of transcription initiation by RNA polymerase II. Gene Ontology annotation, molecular function: DNA binding; transcription coactivator activity. The transcript is spliced from 5 exons. NCBI's taxonomy places the organism in Eukaryota, Metazoa, Chordata, Lepidosauria, Squamata, Gekkonidae. Bases 124 to 504 code for a protein of 126 amino acids. The record is from RefSeq and is a predicted model, not a curated record. Gene Ontology annotation, cellular component: transcription regulator complex; nucleus.
GGCGACGUCACUUCCGCCUUUCCAAUCGCGUGGGGGAGCGACGGGGAACGCGAGAGACAGAGAGGGAAGGCGAGGGAGAGAGACAGAGAGACAGAGAGAGCCGCGCGCGCGCCGAGUAGAACAAUGCCUAAGUCAAAAGAACUCGUGUCUUCGAGCUCCUCUGCCAGUGAUUCAGACAGCGAAGUCGAUAAAAAGGCAAAACGGAAAAAACAGGCACCCCCCGAAAAGCCUGUAAAGAAACAGAAGACUGGUGAAAGCUCCAAAGGCGCCGCUUCCUCCAAACCAAGUAGCAACAGAGACGAGAACAUGUUUCAGAUUGGUAAAAUGAGAUACGUCAGCGUGCGUGAUUUUAAAGGCAAAGUCCUAAUUGAUAUUAGAGAAUACUGGAUGGAUCAAGAAGGUGAAAUGAAACCAGGCAGAAAAGGUAUCUCCUUAAAUCCAGAGCAGUGGAGCCAGUUGAAGGAACAGAUUUCCGACAUUGACGACGCAGUAAGAAAACUGUAAAAGGCAGAGGCGUACCGGAACUCUACUGUUAUAGGUUUAAGUAGUCUUUUUACAUUUGGCAUUCAUUUUCUAAACUUAUUUGUUUUCCAAGCUAUUGUAUAUUUGGAUUGCAAAACGAUUUGUAAGAUGAGCGCUUUUUUAAAUGUGCAUUAAAAGUGUAUUCUGAGUGAAGUUACGAAAUGUGUAUACUUUUAUUAAAACAAGGUGUUACGUUCUCACAUCGUGGUGUAAAAAAUAAAAAACACG